AUGGUUUUAAAUAUUCUGGUUGACACUGGGAGCAGUAACUUUGCUGUAGCAGGUGUGCCUGAUCCUGAUGUCACCUCCUACUUCAAUACCGAGCUGUCAAGUACAUACAAAUCUCAAGGGAUCGAUGUCACAGUUAAGUACAGUCAAGGAAGCUGGACUGGAGUGCUGGGUACAGACGUCAUUACUAUUCCAAAAGGAAUUGAUGGCAGCUACACCAUCAACAUUGCUACCAUUCUUCAAUCAGAGAAUUUCUUCUUACCAGGUGUUAAAUGGCACGGGAUUCUUGGUCUUGCCUACGAUGCCUUAGCCAAGCCUUCAAGUUCUGUGGAGACGUUCUUUGAUUCUCUUGUGAGGCAGGCAAAGAUCCCCAACAUUUUCUCCUUGCAGAUGUGUGGUGCUGGACUGCCUGUUUCUGGAAGUGGUACCAACGGAGGUAGUCUUGUUCUGGGAGGAAUUGAACCAAGUCUGUACAAGGGUGAUAUUUGGUACACACCUGUCAAAGAGGAGUGGUAUUACCAGGUUGAAAUCCUCAAACUGGAGGUUGGAGGACAGAACCUCGAAUUGGACUGCAGAGAGUAUAAUGCUGAUAAAGCAAUAGUGGACAGUGGAACCACGCUUCUCCGCCUGCCCCAGAAAGUCUUCAGUGCUGUUGUGCAAGCAAUAGCUCACACCUCCCUGAUUCAAGAAUUCUCCUCUGGUUUCUGGACUGGUUCACAGCUUGCAUGCUGGGACAAAACCGAAAGACCCUGGUCCUUAUUUCCCAAACUCUCCAUUUACUUGAGGGAUGAAAACUCCAGCAGGUCAUUUCGGAUCUCUAUCCUACCACAGCUUUAUAUUCAACCCAUCCUUGGAAUAGGAGAGAAUUUACAGUGCUACCGAUUCGGCAUCUCUUCCUCCACAAAUGCUCUAGUUAUUGGUGCUACAGUCAUGGAAGGCUUCUACGUAAUAUUUGACAGAGCCCAGAGGAGAGUGGGCUUUGCAGUGAGUCCAUGUGCAGAAGUUGAUGGCUCUCCAGUAUCUGAGAUUGAAGGCCCUUUCACAACAGCAGAUGUUGCAAGCAACUGUGUUUCUAGUGUUUCUUUCCAUGAACCAGUGUUGUGGAUUGCCUCCUAUGCUCUCAUGAGCCUGUGUGGAAUUAUCCUCCUUGUACUGAUCAUCCUGCUGCUCAUUCCACCGCGGUGUCAGCAUCGCUACACUGACAAUGACGUGGUCAAUGACGAGUCCUCCUUAGUGCGUCAUCGAUGGAAAUGAGAAACGCGAUCGUGAAACCUGGGACUCAAACAGGAUGAAGAACAAAGUCCUUUGCCAAGGGGAAGAAGCCAAAUGCCUCGGUCCUUUCUACGUUCAUUACAAAUUGCUGUUGAAAUCCCGCCAAAUACCCUGCAUCAUAACUUUUUUAAGCUUUAUUUUCUAACACCGAUUCUGAACCAAAGCACUGUUAACCACCUUUUAAGUGCUACGGUACUGGAUUUGUUACUGCAGUACAAGGAGCCUUUAUGCUCUCAACAGUACCUUCUUUAAAAAAAAAAAAAAAAAGGAAAAAAAAAAAAAAAGAGAAAAAAACCCAUCAUGACGUUCUUCCACUGUCUGAACAAAAUUGUUCAUCCCUCUUUCACAAAAAAAGGAGCUGUCAGUAUUUUCUAACUAAUCAAUUCCUGACUGUAGAAAAAGAGAAAAAAACUUAAUAAUCUUUCUUAUUAAUUGCAUUAAAUGAAUACUGCUUUCUGUUUACAUCAAUUCAUUUUGAAACUGUGUUUAUGGUGCGGGGGAGGGAGAAACGUCAGACUUAAGCAGCAGAGAAAAGCAAAAGAAGAAAUGUUGGUUUGUGGGGUUUUUUCCUCAAGAUCACUGCUGCCACUUGAGAGGGUUGCCCUUCAUGAGUGUCAUUACAAAAUAGUUUGAGGAAAUGAAAACUGGGAAACAAACUCGUUCAGCCUUAGUGUAAAACAAGACUACCUCUCUUAAUUUACAAGGAUGCUACCACUGGUAAGCAUGUAGCUUAGAACUGGUCUUAAGCACAAGACGCUCCAUAUAACCAAAUGCAACUCCUUGGCUUUGAAGCAGUGGAUUUUAUAAAAAUUAAUACUUCAUGACUUUCCACUUUGAUGCACAAAAAAAGCCUUUCAGUUUUCCCCCUAAUGUGGGGGCUUGUGGGGUUUGUUGUUUUUUCUGAGUUGAGGAUGACUGAUACUUAGAAAAGGCUGGUCUGCGUGUAUGUGGACAGAUGAUAAAUCUAAGGUCCAUGUUUUGCCAUCUCUUUUGGUGUUCCUAGUGAGCCUGCAACAAAAAGGAAACAGCAGAAUGAGAAAGACAGCGCUUUUUUUUUGGCUGAGCUCAGUAACCUAGACGUUCAAGGGAGAAAUGUCUGUCUUCCCGGACAGACUGUGAAGUGAAAAUCUUAAUGCUGGCUUGUUCUUCAAUUUGAAUGGCAGUUGGAAGGGUUUGGUUUAGCUUCACCAGUGUGUCAAUCAAGUGAAAAGCAUAUGACCGGCUGUAAACAAACAUGUGGUAAAACUGACAACAAUAGGUGGAGAGAGCAGGGAAGCAUGUAUUUGACUAUACCUCCAUUGUGCAAGGGUAAAUCUUAAUGCUGGAGGUCAGAACAUGGCAUUUUAUUUGCAGAUAGGACAAUUUUUCUUGUAUCUAGUCAGUGAGCGUUGCGGGACCUCCGUUGCUCUUCUGUAACACUGGCAUAGCGGGUUUGAAAGAAACAAUGCAAGGUUGUGGAGUCCAGUGAUAUAACUAUUACUUAUCUGUUGGUUUGGGUUUGUUUGGGUUUUUUUGCGGAAAAAAGGAAACAAAAUUCCUUUGCAUUUCAAUAGCAGAGCAGUUUGCAUAUCUGUGUGGGAAAUGAGAAAAAAAAAAAAUGAAGCUUUGCUCUGAAUCUCCCGAUCCCUUGCCUACAAAAUUUUCUGCCUAUAAUCCCUUCAUAUAGCUUUCUGAUUCACACUGCCUCUGCAUCUGACUCUGCAUGGAAUAAGCAAAGAUUUCUUUUUUUCAGGAUUGGUGCUUUUACAGAGGUGCACAUAAUGUGUGUGAAAAUAAAGCACUGUUGUUUUUAAACUAACUUGUGUAUAUCACUUCAUAACUGGAAGUGCCUGUUGGGUUUUCUUGCCUUUUUAAUUCUUGCACUUUCAGCUUGCUUAUCUGAACAGAGUGAAAUAAUUGGUGUUGUGAUCCAACAUCCGAAAAACAUUUCUCUUGCAAUUAGGAGUUGGAAAUAGGAGGAAAUAUUGAGUUUGCUUCCUUCUUCCUCUGCCUCUUAAUUUUUAAGGGGAGAAAAAUGAUGAAUCAUAAGGAAUGUAAUAAACUAUAGAGCUUAGGUGUUUUCUCCCUGUUCUAUUUUCCAUACAUCUCUCUCUCAAUGUCUUAUAAUUAGAAUUUUUAGUACGUUAUAAUAAUAAGUUGUUCCCUUGAGUUUUUCUUAAAGCAAUAGACUUUGCUCUUAAAAGAGAGAGUGAUGUUUCCAAUUCUGUGAUUUGGUUCUGUAUCAUCCUCUUGGGUUUGGUUUGACACAUAAAUAAUUUCAAAGUUGUAUUCCUUCUUUACAGUAUGGUAAUACAAGGAAUGCUUCUGUCACCUGUUUCAAACAGAAACACAGUGUGAAUGUGUGGACUGAUGCAAUGGUAAACAAUGAGCCCAUUUUUAAUUUGGAAAGUAAUAACACUUGUAUGCUCUUAAAAUGUUUCUUAGCUGCUUCCCUCUCCCCACCCUCUCUUAUUUUCUCACCACAAAGAGUUUUAGGAAGGAAUUUAUUGAGAAAGGUUCCUAAUAUGCUUUCUAAUGACAUGUAACAUUUCUUCUGAGUUGCUUAACAAAGUCUUUUUAGCGCAUUAGAUUUCAUAUAAAACCUGUCCAGUUUUGCCCUUUCACUUUGAAUGUCAUUGGUCAAGACAUUUUAAUAGAAACACUUGAAUUAUAUGAGCAAUAAUCAAGUAGCACAAAUGAAAUGGUAAAAUAUUCUUGAGUUUUCGUGGCAUCCCUUGCCACUAAAAUUUGGCUUAUAGUAACAAUGCUGUUAGUGACAUCUGCUAGCAGCACAAACUUCAUCUCAGCUUGUAAAUUGAUACUUACACUGGCAGAUAUUCAGGUGAGUACUGCUUUGUUGCUCUGGCAACAAGAAGAGCAAUAGAAACCCUUGAGGGUUCAUUUUUAGCCUACAGCACAUUAAGAAAAAUAAUGCUCUUGAGCAUUUUUCUAUGAAAGAUGAAAUACAAUGAUAGACUACAGUGUUACCAAGUGUGUCUUACUAGUGAUUUCUUUCCCUGAUAUAUAUUUUUUUUAAAGGAGAGUGCUGUGAGGUAUUUUAUGCUGCUGUUAACUAACUUCAGAGAUAAGAUUAAACCAUACCAAGAAAAAAAAAAAAAAAAGGAGGGGGCCAAAAA
Messenger RNA from Calidris pugnax (ruff), 4385 nucleotides. It is a transcript of the gene BACE2, whose product is annotated as beta-site APP-cleaving enzyme 2. The transcript is spliced from 9 exons. Gene Ontology annotation, biological process: membrane protein ectodomain proteolysis; amyloid-beta metabolic process. Bases 1 to 1251 code for a protein of 416 amino acids. Gene Ontology annotation, cellular component: endosome; trans-Golgi network; membrane. The record is from RefSeq and is a predicted model, not a curated record. Lineage: Eukaryota; Metazoa; Chordata; Aves; Charadriiformes; Scolopacidae. Gene Ontology annotation, molecular function: aspartic-type endopeptidase activity.